AUAACAUUAUGUUAAUAAGAUUAUUAAUUACAAUUAUUAUUAUUUCAUUUAUUUUAUUAUGUGCUAUUCAUCCAUCUAUAUGGUUUAUCAUUAAUCAUCAAUUAUGUUUAAAAGAGAAUACUCAAUUAUAUAAUCAUUGGUUUAAUUCAUCUAUACCAAUUUAUAUACAAUUUUAUUUUUUUAAUUUAACAAAUCCAUAUGAAUUUCAAAAUGGUGCCAAACCUAAAUUAAAACAAUUAGGACCAUAUACAUAUAAUAUUAAAUAUUAUAAAUUUAAUAUACAACAUAAUUAUAAUAAUAAUACAAUUAAAUAUCAACAAUAUAAACGAUAUUAUUUUAAUUCAAAAUUAUCCAUUGGUCAUGAAACCGAUUAUAUAACCCAUGUCAAUUUAGGAUUUGUUGCCAUAGCAACUAAAUUGCAAUCGUUACCAUGGUUAAUUAAUUAUUUGAUUGAAUUAUAUGAAAAAUAUUAUCAUUAUAAAUUUAUACAAAUUAAAACAAUACAACAAUUAUUAUGGGGUUAUAAUGAUGAAUUUUUAUUAUUAUUAACUAAUUAUGGAUUUAAUAUAACAAUGACAAAGAUUGGUUUAUUAUUAAAUUAUAAUGAUACAUUAAAUGAUGAUAUCAUCAUUCAUGAUGGUUUAAAAAAUCCUAAAAAUCUAGGUAAAAUCAUACAAUAUAAUAAUAAGACUAAAUUAAAUGAUUGGACAACAAUCACAGCUAAUAUGAUCAAUGGUACUGAUGGGACAAUCUAUCAUACUUAUAUCAAUAAACAAGAGAAACCUUAUAUAUUUCUCAAUGAUCUAUGUCGUUCCAUUCAAUUAACAAGAGAUUCAAUUCAACAAAUGAAUCAUUUAAAUGUAUUUAAAUAUUUAUUAUCUGAGGAUACAUUUAAAUCUGGUGAAUUCUAUGAAAAGAAUAAAGGAUUUUGUUUAAAUUGGUCAAAUUGUUUUAAAGAUGGUGUAUUAGAUAUGUCAUCAUGUCAACCGAAUUCACCAAUUGUUAUAUCACAACCACAUUUUUUAAAUGCUGAUAAAUCUUAUCAAAAUGCUAUUGAUGGUAUACAAUCUAAUAAUGAUGAAUAUAAUACAACCAUUUAUAUUGAACCAACUACUGGUCUUAUUAUAAAAGCUCAAAUUAAAUUACAAAUUAAUAUUGUGAUUAAAAAUAAUAAAAAAAUUAAACAAUUAUCUAAUAUUUCAAAUGUUUUAUUACCUUUAGUAUAUUUUAAUGAAUCUGUUCAUUUAAAUGAAACAAUCACUCAUCAAAUAAAUAUGUUACUUAUUCAAUUACCAAUGAUCAUACAAAUUGUUUUAAUCAGUAGUAUCGUAUUCAAUGUUCUAUGGUUAUGUUCAAUUAUAUUUAAAUUAUUUAAACAAAAUAGAUAUAAUUUAAAUGAUCAAAGAAUCAAUGAAGAAAAUCAAUGGUUAUUAAGUCAUCAUUGAGAAGGUGUCAAAGAAAAGUUUAUAUAUAUAUAUAUUUCAUGUAAAUACUAUAAACGAUAUGAUAAAUCAGAACUCAUCAAGUGUUCUAUUCUAUUGUCUUGUUCAUGUUUCCAAUAUUUCUAAUCUCAUAAAUAAUAAUCAAUAAAUCAUUUGUUUCCAAUGUAA
Messenger RNA from Schistosoma margrebowiei, 1610 nucleotides. Lineage: Eukaryota; Metazoa; Platyhelminthes; Trematoda; Strigeidida; Schistosomatidae. The record is from the annotation of a GenBank genome assembly.